Messenger RNA from Plodia interpunctella (Indianmeal moth), 7864 nucleotides. It is a transcript of the gene msk, whose product is annotated as moleskin. Gene Ontology annotation, cellular component: nuclear envelope; cytosol. The record is from RefSeq and is a predicted model, not a curated record. Gene Ontology annotation, biological process: protein import into nucleus. Gene Ontology annotation, molecular function: small GTPase binding. NCBI's taxonomy places the organism in Eukaryota, Metazoa, Arthropoda, Insecta, Lepidoptera, Pyralidae. Bases 88 to 3219 code for a protein of 1043 amino acids. The transcript is spliced from 15 exons.
AUGUCUUUUUUACUUCCACGCCCGGCGGCGGCGGAUGCCCUCCGUAGAUAAAGGUCUUAUUUUUAAUUUAAUGUUAUUGUCGCAAAAAUGGACACCAGAAAGCUGACGGAAAUAUUACGCGCUACUAUCGAUCCCAACCAGAGGCAGCAGGCUGAGGAGCAGUUAUCGCAGAUUCAUAAAAUCAUUGGAUUUGCUCCUUCUCUGCUACAAGUGGUUAUGCUCAAUGAAGUUCAGCCACCGGUUAGACUGGCAGGUGUGGUGUAUCUUAAGAAUUUGGUUACAUCUGGCUGGCAAGAAAAGGAUCCUGAAGAUGAAGAGCCUGCACCCUUCGUCAUCCAUGAACAAGACCGGGCCAUGAUCAGGGACAGCAUUGUGGAUGCCAUUGUCCAAGCCCCAGACAUUAUCCGAGUACAACUAUGUCUGUGUCUGAAAACUAUUAUAAAACAUGACUUUCCCACCCGUUGGACCCAAAUCGUUGACAAAAUUCACAUAUACUUGCAAAACCCGGAGCCUUCCAGCUGGAUGGGAGCCCUUCUGUGCCUUUACCAGUUAAUAAAAAAUUACGAAUACCUUGUUGUGGAGAAACGUGUGCCACUUAUAGAGGCCAUGAACCUUUUGCUGCCAAUGAUGUACAACCUGAUAGUGAAUCUCCAAGCUGAUCAAUCAACGGAGUCCGUUCUCAUACAGAAACAAAUACUCAAAUGCUUUUAUGGUCUAAUUAAGUACAUCCUUCCUCUAGACCUAAUAACCAAGGAGAUCUUUACGAAAUGGAUGGAAGUCCUCCGGGCAGUUAUGGAAGCUCCCGUCCCGGAGAGCACUCUCCAGGUAGAGGAAGAUAUGAGAAUGGAGUUGCCGUGGUGGAAGUGCAAGAAGUGGGCCGUGCAUACUCUGUACCGGCUGUUUGAAAGAUACGGGAGCCCUGUGAAUGCUCGUGAAGAAUAUGUACAAUUUGCCGAAUGGUAUCUGACAACCUUCACUGGUGGCAUACUUGAAGUAUUGCUGAGGAUACUUGACCAAUACAGGAACAAGGUUUACAUAUCACCCAGGGUUCUGCAACAGACCAUCAGCUACAUAGACCAGUGUGUGGGCCAAAGCCACUCGUGGAAACUACUAAAGCCACACAUGUUUGCCAUCAUCCAAGAUGUACUGUUCCCGUUGAUGUCUUACUCAGAAUCCGAUGAGGAGCUAUGGAACACGGACCCACAUGAAUACAUCCGUAUCAAAUUCGAUAUAUUCGAAGAUUUUGUAUCACCCGUCACCGCAGCCCAAACUCUCCUAAUAUCAUGCUGCAAAAAGCGAAAAGACAUGUUAGAGCGCACCAUGCAUCUUUGCAUGCAAAUACUGCGCAGUCAGACCGGUGAACAUGGGCCUCGACAGCGAGACGGCGCCCUUCAUAUGGUCGGGACUCUCAAUGACAUUCUGAUGAAAAAGAAAUUCUACAAAGAAGAGAUUGACUCCCUUCUCAGCCAGUAUGUUUUCCCCGAAUUCCACAGCCCUCUAGGUUACAUGCGAGCUAGAGCUUGCUGGGUUCUUCAAUGCUUUGCUGCUGUUCGUUUCAAGAGUGAACCUCUACUUAUCGAAGCUGUACGUCUGACUAUUAACGCUCUUCUCACCGACUCAGAACUACCCGUGAAGGUAGAAGCGGCCAUAGCCCUGCAAAUGCUAUUGACGUCGCAAGAAAAAGUCCACAAAUACCUGGAGCCCCAAGUAAAGCUGGUCACUACGGAGUUACUUGGGAUUAUAAGAGAGACAGAGAACGAUAAUAUUGCAAAUGUACUUCAGAAGAUAGUACCGUUAUAUACUGAACAGUUGAUGCCAAUGGCGUUUGAGAUCAUGGACCACUUGGCGACGACUUUCAGCACGGUUAUUGAGACGGAUUCGGGGACUGAUGAGAAGGCGAUUACUGCUAUGGGUCUCCUGAAUACCAUGGAGACGAUUUUGAAUGUCAUGGGCGAAAAUCCUGAUAUCAUGGCGCAGCUAGAGAAGACGGUGCUUCGCGUCGUGGGGCACAUCUUACAUCACAAUAUCAUUGAAUACUAUGAAGAGGCCAUGACUCUGCUCUGCGAACUAACAACAAAUAAAAUAUCUGAGGACAUGUGGAAGGUGCUUGAGCUUCUUUACCAGAUGUUUGAAAAGGAGGGUUUCGACUACUUCACAGAUAUGAUGCCUGUGCUACAUAAUUACAUUACAGUGGACACCAAUGCUUUCCUCUCCAAUGAGAACCAUAUACUGGCCAUGUUCAAUAUGGCAAAAGCGGUGCUAAACUCGGACGCGGAAGACGAGUCUGAGAUCAUAGCCGCCAAGCUGUUGGAAGUGAUGGUGCUCCAAUGCUCGGGCAAGAUCGACAACUGCUUGCCCUCGUUCGUGGAGCUCGUGCUGAACCGGCUCACUCGGAAGGUCAAGACUUCCGAGCUCAGGACUAUGUUGCUGCAGGUCCUGAUAGCGAUCCUGUACUGCAACCCUCACUUACUAUUCUCGAUCCUUGACAAGCUACAGGAGUCUGUGCCCAACGCGUCCAUCACCCAGCACUUCAUGAAACAGUGGAUACACGACACAGAUUGCUUUAUGGGACUGCACGACAGAAAGCUGUGCGUGCUCGGCAUCUGUACUCUGCUGGAGAUGGGCCCGCAGAGACCGAACCUGGACGAGAUCGUGCCGAAGCUGCUGCCGUCGUGCCUCGUGCUGUUCGACGGGCUCCGGCGCACUUACGAAUCACGCGCCGACGCGGAAUCCUCUUCCUCCGAGGAGGAUGACGACGAUGAAGAUGACGAAGAAGUGCUAGAUAGUGAAGAGGAUGACCUUGAACACGACUACUUGGCGAACUUGGCCCGCCUCGCCACCAAGAACAGCGCGGCUCAGGGGGUCGAGGUCUCUGCUAAGAUCGAGGACUACGAUGAUAGCGACGAUGACGAUGAAAAUUUCGAGCAUAACGAGACAGUACUGGAAUGCUACACAACUCCACUUGACGAUAAGGACUGUCUGAUCGAUGAAUACAUUAGGUUCAAAAGUACUCUGUCAGCUCUGUCGACGACGGAGCCAGCUCUGUACCACGCCCUGACCUGCGUGCUCAAUGACGAGCAGCAGAAGCAGCUCAAAUCUGUGCUCGUGCUGGCCGACCAGCGUAAAGCGCAGCAGGACAGCAAGCGCAUCGAACAGAGUGGCGGCUACUCAUUCACCGUGCCCGCACAAGUACCAACAAAGUUUAAAUUUGGAUCAUAAUCUAAGAACGCGUACUAAAUUCUCAAGUAGCAAGCCAACGGGCCUACAAUUCUUGGACUAUCCAGAUCAUCUCCAUACAGUUUACAUCACUACAGUUCACGAGGUUUGGUCUUAGAUGGAUAUACGAAUACUAUAAUAAUCAACCGGUUCUGUUUAUUCUCGUUAUAUAGGUUCAACUCACACUUGCGCAGAGUUGAAGCGACGCGUUAAUGUCAAGCUGUGUUACAAUUUAGGUAUUUUUCUUCAUAUAUGCCUAAAUAGUACAAUAGCUUACAAAUAGUAUAUAUAUUAGUCACAGCUACCAUAUAAUAGGCAAUAUGUUUAGGAAAGUAUCUUUCAACAAAACAGAGUGAAGAUUCCAUGUGAUCCUUUUCACCGCUUACAUUUUAUCUAGAACUUUUAGCAGGCAUUCAUAUUUUGAAAAAUAAAUUAUCUCAGUGCUGCAGUACAUUUGUCUGUCUUUAUUUCUGUGUUAUAAAGUCACUGCACUAACAGUUGUCCAAUGCGUGCAGUGAGUCUGAAGAUAAUGGGACAAAUAAUUUAUUAAUUUUUUGGCACUUAUAAAUCGUAAUAUACAUUAUCGCUAAAAUAUCCACGUAAAUCUACGUAAUAACGCGCGAUCGUGUCCGAAGGGCUUUUCAUUAUUAUUUGAUAGAUUUUACUGACGACUUCGUACACGUCUAAAGAUUCAGCUCACGGUUCUUAGUGGGGAGCACUAAAAGAUGAUAUUUCCCAAAAUUCCUAAGGAUACAUACCAAAUUUCAGUUUUCUAGCAGUAGUUUCGGUUUUGCGUUGUCUAUUAGACAGCUACGAAAGAAUUUUCUAUAUUGUUUUUCUUCGAUAAUAUUUAUAAAAAAUAUACAAAUAAAUUUUCUUUUUAUGUGAUAAAAACAACCCCACGCGUCGCUUCGUGAGUGUAUGACUUUACGGCCUCUAUUUCUUAAGUUUCGUUAAAAAGAGUCCUUAAGACUGCAUAAAAGGAGUACGAACCCUGCCUAAAAAAAGAGACAGCACGAUGCUUAAGAAAUAAUCCUUAACAAUCUAUAAACAUUGAACUAAUAUUGACUAAAAUAUAUUUUAUUCACACUUCAAGCUAUUUCGCUUCAAUAUUUAAUGUAUAUUUAAUUCAAUACAAUAUUAUUACUUCACGGAGGCUAAGUUAUUAACAAAGUGAUUCUAUAGAAUAGAAGCGCCACACGUGCCACUUCCAAACGUUACGGCAUGCAUGUUGGUCGGCAGUUUAAUCGAGUAAGAGCGCAACGCGUUAUUUAUUACAUGAAUAUGGCGUUUAAAAGCGUAUGCUUACGAUGGAAUCUGUCAAGCAACUAGGUGACGUGUAUAUAGAUGUUGACUUGCUGUACGUUAUACGUAUCUCCCUUCCCUUUCGUUCAACCAAUGGCAGCGACAUAUUGUUUAUCAAAGGACAUGAGCACUUGAUCUCACCAAUGAGAAACAUGCCCAUCUCUGAUUUAAAGCUUUAUACCUUUAGCUGCAGUGACUUGGAGGGCUAUUUUGACAGCGGAUUAUUGAUCCAAUCAUGUAUUUAUUGUACAUUAUAUGUUAUUCUACAUAUAGCAAAUAAUAUACUUUGCACAUGUCUUCAUCCCUCACGGACGGAUCAUCGUGCUACAUAGGUAAUCGGCCACUUCGGCUGAUUUCAGUCGCACUACGUCUAAAACAACGUGCGCUUGCAUUGUCUCUAGAUAAAUACGAACUAAAAUACACAUAUUCUCAAAAAAUCCUUGUUAGAAAAAAAAGAGUAUAUUGAUAAACUUAAUGUGUAUAGAUAUUUUAAAUUUCGUUUAUGUCCACUACUUUUCAUAUAACGGGGGCAUUCCAUUGUCAUUUUAAAGUGAUUAGUAGCUUUCGAAUUCCCGAAAUCUUUUACAAAGCAGUGCUGUUAAUAUUUUUCAAUUAUUUUAGAUGUCCAUGUCCAUGUCCACUGUGAAUUUUCAUUUAGCCGAAUGUUUAUUGACGCAACUUGUUCAACUAUUCAAUCUUAUUGCGAAUCAUAUAAAAUUAAACUAAUCCCGCAGAUAAACGUGUUCUGCUGAAUUUUCUCCACUUUUGAUGAUAAAAUUCGUAAUAUCAAUUGACUACACCAAUUGUAGAUUAAAUCAAUUUUUUUAAAAGAGAACAAGUGGAAAUCUUCUAUGGAAACAUAACUUUUAUCCUGUGACUUUUUUACCAGCUUUUUAGUGGUAAUGUUCUAUAGAUAUUAACCGAUCACAAGACUCGCCGGGCUAUACAUAGGGUGCAUAGCAACUUAUCAAUCCGGUACUAUUAGAGCCUAGUCUUAGAACACCGAACUUGAUAAUUGAUAAUAACAACAGCAAAAUUGUGUUAAUAAAUAGAACUGGUCAUGUAAAUUUUACAGAAAAGACUUUUGUUACAAAUAUCGAUGUUACAUUAUAUAAAAUUUGAUCUUGCACGUUUUUGAUAUAUUAAGAGUAAAACAAAAACUUCUAUAGUUUUCAAGUAUACGAUAUUUAAUCGUAUAGUAGGAUUUUUGUGAAAAUAAUGUAGGGAAAAUAACAGAUAAGCGCUCCCUUACUUAUAACGAGGUAAUUUCUUAAGUCUGGGCCAAUUUCCUUGUGUCCUUUUCGGUGGUUAUUUACUGUGGUGUCUCAGAGUUAAACCAGAUCAUAGACAACUUCUCUAAUUCCAGCGUCAUAUAGGCGCUUCCACCUAAAUAUAAUGCAGACCGUAUCAAAAGUUUGUUGCAAAUUCACUAAGUAAUCAUAAUAUAACUAAUUUUGUUUAUUUUGUCAAAUAGGUACGUUUACUGAUUUCUAUUACGGCGUUGUAAUGUUGCCAAGAAACGGUUAUUGUUAAAAAAUUGGGACAUUUGAUGGUUGCUCCCUUCUUUUUUCCACCAAACUUUGAAGAAUAAACAUUGUUAAAAUUGUGAAAAUAUUUUAUACGUACUCUACCCGAUUUAAUGGUUUUAUCAAAUUAUCACUUGUGUGAGAUUUUCCCACUUCCCUGUCAUAUUUUUUUUAAUAAACAUUUUAAAGUUAUUAUUUGACCCAUUAAUAACUAGAAUAGUAUGAAAUAAUUUAGCAAUACUAUACAAAGUAUGGAAAAAUAACCAAUUUUAUUCAUUCGUUUGUAAACUAGCCUUAUACUUGUUGUAGGUUAAUUAUAAAGUUAUUUAACAGCCCGCGGGGCUUUGCUGUACUUUGUUAUUUUUUUAAUACUUUGUUAUAUGAUUUAUUCUACUAUACCGCUGUGUAUGUUCUUUUAUGGCAUGUUAACUGUUUUCAUCAUUUAUUUAGUCUCAGUUUUAAAUUUGUGGUAUAAAUAUAAAUAGCUUUUAAGUCCUAAAAAUGAAAUGCAUUUACGGAGCACGUUAAAAAUACUUGUUGCAAGCUUUUCCUAUCGGAAUAAAAUAUAUUUUGUGUUUUUUUUUUUAAUAGUUAUUAAUGAUAUAAAUUGGGUCGUUGAAUGUUUUAUAUAAAUGGAAAGAUCAUAUAUCCUUAGGUAUUGUAAUAAAUGUUUUAGGCUGGUACUAUUUAACGUGCGCUUUAAAUUUUCACUACUAGGUAAUAUUAAUUUAUGAAUUGAUAAAGACGCAGAUGAUAUAUUGAAAUCUCGAGAAUGCGUUUAGACGGCGCUGUCCAAACGCGGGAUUGUGAAAACGACCAUUCUUUUUAAUUUUGUUUUAAGAAUUGAUAUUAAUAAAAAAAAAUAUAUUCGUUUACAAGUUUCGAUGUUACAAAUGUAAAAAAAAAAAAACGAUUAUAACGUUAGAAGUGUCGUUACACUGGCUAUUUUUCCAUGGAUAUGAUCCUUUGUUGGUAUUGUUAAAUAUUGAAUUAAACAGAAACUUCUAAUUAUUAUCUUUCCAUUUAUUAAAAAGAUUUUUUUUUCAAUAACCCAAUUAUAACAAGUUGGUUAUUGUAAGGUCCAUUGAAAAAAUAUAGAUGUCGAAUUUGAAAUUUGUAAGUGUAUACAUAAUUGCUAUAUUCUAUAAAUCAAUGUGCUAUGCUAAUUAUAUGUUCGAUUGUGAUGCUAUCAUCGAAAUUAUGUACAUAUUGAUAAUGAUUAUGUCAACACCCUUUUUAUAUUAUUUGUCAAACUAUAAGAUUUCAAUUGAAAUUGGGUGAAGGCCGAUUGUACUAUGUAUAAAACGUUGUCCGGUAGGUUUCUAGUAGUCAACAAUGUUUUAUGUUACUAAAUUAUUUACUAUAUACAGCAGAUGCGUAUGAAUAUGACAUUAGAAUUUGAAGUUUAUAAAAAAUAUGGUUCAAUCUGUAUCCUAGCAACAUAUUAGUGUUAACACAUAGAUAAUAAUAUAUCAGUAAUUCUGAAAUAAUCUUUUCUAUAGGAAGUUGUAACACAGAUUAUUCCUAAUCUGUGGUUUUUAAGAAAAAAACAUUUUAAUGGAAUAAAAUAGCGCUAAACAAGUUAAAAUUUGAAUGUUAUAUACCUAAUUAUACCUAAUGUUUCGGUAUUGUUUGAGAAUAUGCAUGUUAGAUGUUCACUGUUCGUGUACCGAUGCACACAGAUCUAUAUCAUUAUGACAUCAUUCGAAGCUAUCCUAUCGUUAUGAACGCAUUAUCUAAAUUCUUUGUGUUAUUAUACUGUACUACACCUUAGUUGUAAACACAAAUACAUAUAAAUAAAGUGUAUUUUUCAGAAA